Molecule: messenger RNA, 2784 nt
Organism: Kluyveromyces lactis
Lineage: Eukaryota; Fungi; Ascomycota; Saccharomycetes; Saccharomycetales; Saccharomycetaceae
Gene: SPO75
Product: Spo75p
Exons: 1
Coding region: 1-2784 (927 amino acids)
Cellular component (GO): plasma membrane
Molecular function (GO): calcium-activated cation channel activity
Source: RefSeq, a predicted model, not a curated record
AUGAAUCAUGAUAACGAUGUUACUGCUCUGGAUUAUUUAAGGAAAAUAAUCUAUAAAUAUGUUGAAGUUGAUGACAACACGGCAAUAUUGGUUCUUAAUUACAAAGAAGAAACGUCUCCUUUGCAAUCCCGAUACAGAAAUUAUACAUCGGGGUUACUCAAAACUUUAUUAUCCAAUACGCGCUCUGGUAGUGCACAACGGCAAUUUGGGAUAACCUUUUCUUCAUUCAUUUCAGGUGUUUUAGUGUCUCUUGUUUUUUGCAUAAUCCAAGUCAUACUCUUCAGCAUAUUGCGAAAUAGGUUAACUCACAUAUACCAGCCAAACACAAGUUUGUAUCCAAAUAAAAAAAAUGACACAGUUGCAAGUGGGAAUACAGAACAGAAUAAAAGAUCACUAGCGAAACCAUUGGGUAACAAACCGUGGUCAUGGAUCAAACCGACUUGGACAACAUCUAUUGAAGAAUGUCGAGAAUCAGGAUUGGAUGCUUAUUUUUUCUUACGUUUAUUGAAAACACUAUCUAUGUUCUUUCUUAUAUUGUCGAUAGUCAUCAUCCCAAUAUUAAUUCCCAUUCAUUACAUUUCAGGGUAUAAAACUGCUGAUAUCCAGAGUUAUAUAUCACAAAUGGAGCUUAACGAUAAAUUAACGAAUGAUGAAAUGUUGAAUCACUUACCAUAUGGCCUGACAGGAUUGGAUAAGAUUUCAAUGUCAAAUAUAUCACCCGCUCACAGUAAUCGUUUGGUUUUUCAUCUGAUUUUAGCGGUUUUGUUGGUGUGUUUUUUUCAUCACGUAUUGCUUCGGGAAUUGAAGUACUAUGUCUCCGAAAGAAAUAAAGUUCUAACAGGAUCAAUUGAAGCAUCCAGUUAUCAUCAAAACGUUCUUUAUAUCGGUAAUAUCAGCAAAGACUUUAAUAAAAAUAAAAUAGAGUAUUUCUGUGAAUCUUUAAUACCAGGGUGUGUCGAGAAAAUUGUGCAAUUACCUGAUAAUUGGGAAGUAACAAAAGCUCUCGGUCAACAAUUAGAUAGGUUGACAAACCAGAUUGAGAAUAGACAAUUGGAUAUCAUGUUAACGAAAACUUUUUUACCAGCUUCUAAAGCAGCUUCCUAUGAUUUACCCAUUGAUUAUGAGAAGCGCAACUCUUUGGCACGUUUCCCUUUAUAUCAAUUUCCCUACAUGUAUCAUAAAAGGGUGCAUUGUAAAAUAAAAUACCACAGGCUCGUUUAUAAUUGGAAAAGAACUUUAUUUCUCUUAAAAGAACUUAUCAACGGUAAUAUGUUAUUGGGGUUUCGAUUUCAACGUGAUAAGGAAGCAAAAUGGUUUGAACCAGGUCAUUUGGAAUGGAGCGCUCAACAAAUAAUAGAAAAGAAGCAAAUUAAAUUAGAUCAGUACAUGAAGAAGUACGAACAGUCUUUGAUGCAACAAGAGAUGGAAUGUGACGUUAACAGGAAAAGUUCCAGACAAGCUUUUAUAGUUUUCAGAAAAGUAUCAUUUGCACAUAUCUUUGACCAAAUGUUGUUAUCUAAUAAGGACUCAGAAAUGAGUGAUGAUAAAGCUCUAGGUAUUAAUCCAACAGAUAUUAUUUGGUGCAAUAUUCAAACCAUAAAUAGACCUUGGGCUCUAUUAAGGGUUGCAAUAUCGAAUUUCUUAAACGUUGCGAUCAUCAUUGGUUGGGUUGUGCCAGUCGCCAUUGUUGGAUUUGUCUCCCAAAUUCCUAUUAUCACCAAAAUCGUACCCAUUCUAACAAACUUCCAGGAUUUGCCUGAAUUUAUGUCAAAGCCUAUUGCCAGCAUUGUGCCAGCAGUUACUUUAAUCUUCUUGACUGAAGGAGUGCCUCUUUUCUUUAGGUGGUUUAGUGUGGUUAAAUGUUUGAAAACUGGUGCACAAAUUGAAAUGGAUGUUCAGAAAUGGUUCUUUGCAUUCUUGUUUGUUCAUAUAUUUCUCGUCGUAACUAUUUCCUCUGAUAUUUCAGUUGUUGUUGAAACAGUGGUGAAUAAUCCAAUAAAUAUUCCACAUUUGUUGGGAACAAAUUUACCUAAAUGUUCGAACUUCUUCUGUUCAUUUGUAUUGAUCAGAGGUAUAGCAUACUUUGGUGGUAAUCUUUUGCAGUCGAAGAACCUUUUCUUUUAUUUAUUCUAUUAUAGGUGGUCAAACAGAACACCAAGGGAAAAAUUGAAGUACAAAUUAAAUGUCCCUUGUUACCAGUGGGGAUCUUUAUAUCCCAUUUUUUCAGUAUUGGCAAGUAUUACAAUUAUUUACUCCGUUAUCGCACCAUUUGUACUACCAUUGGCUAGUUUUUCUUUCAUUUUUGUCAUGUUCUCUUUCAAAUAUUCGUUGAAGUAUCAAUUUGAUCAUAAAAAUAAAUCAGAGACAUUGGGCAAGUUCUAUCCACAAGCAUUGAUGCAAUUGUAUUCUGGAAUAUAUUUCCUUGAGGCAUGUUUGAUAGGGCUAUUUGCCCUAGCAAAUUGUUUUAAAUUGUCAUUAUUUAUGUUCAUUUUCAUGAUAUUCACUAUCAGUGCGCACUUCCAGGUGUCAAACCUCUCUAAAUCGACCAUCAAGUAUCUUCCUGCAAGUUUGGCAUCGGAUGAAGUCCAGCAUCAGCAGGAAGAUUUCAAAUUGCGUGAUUUAGAACCUAAAACCCAUAAGAUGUGGAUUCCAUUGGAUGAUAACGGGUUUGCAAUUUCUGAUGCUAACUUAUGGCAAUUGAGAUACAAUAUCGAGUUUACACAUCAAAAUGCUUUUGUUGACAAGAUUGGUAAAGUCAUUGUAGUAGGUAAUCCAUACGAUUAG